This is a messenger RNA of Nicotiana attenuata, 2053 nucleotides long. Its product is annotated as cell division protein FtsZ homolog 2-2, chloroplastic-like. The record is from RefSeq and is a predicted model, not a curated record. The transcript is spliced from 8 exons. Gene Ontology annotation, cellular component: cytoplasm; chloroplast. NCBI's taxonomy places the organism in Eukaryota, Viridiplantae, Streptophyta, Magnoliopsida, Solanales, Solanaceae. Gene Ontology annotation, molecular function: GTP binding; GTPase activity. Gene Ontology annotation, biological process: chloroplast fission. Bases 266 to 1672 code for a protein of 468 amino acids.
AUUUUCUCUCUCUACAUCUUGUUCCUUUUUCACAGUUUAUUGAUAAAGCUUUAGGUUUACAAUUAGAACCUUUAUACAAUCUAUACAAUUGUAAGCAGAAGUGGAGCCAAAAUUUGAAGCUUAUGGGUUGGAGAUUGUAAUCCAAGUUACUGGGCUGAAAUAAAAUAUUGGGCUGAAUUUUCAGAUAUUAUUUAGGUGGUUGGUUGUAUUCUUUUAUUCCCGGGAUAAUUAGAUUAGUUUGAGUUGAGUCUGGGAUUUUGCUGUUAUGGCUACUUGUACAUCAGCUGUGUUUAUGCCUCCUGAUACGCGACGGUCUCGUGGAUCAUUGACUAUUCUUGGUGGAAGACUUUGCGCCUUGAAAAUGCAAGAUGAGAAGAUUGGAUUUUGGGGAGUUAACCAAAAGGGUAGUUCAAGUUUGCCUCAGUUCAAGUGUUCUGCCAAUUCCCGUAGCGUCAACCAAUAUCAAAAUAAAGAUUCCUUUCUGAAUUUGCAUCCUGAAAUUUCGUUGCUUAGAGGCGAAGAAAGCUCGAGCGGAAAUGUAACCGAGAGCUUGAUGGAUUCGUCACGCUCGAACAAUUUUAAUGAGGCGAAGAUCAAGGUGGUUGGCGUAGGAGGUGGCGGAUCGAAUGCAGUAAAUCGCAUGAUUGAGAGUUCGAUGAAAGGUGUAGAGUUUUGGAUUGUGAACACUGAUAUUCAAGCAAUGAGGAUGUCACCUGUAGCGGCUGAGCAACGACUGCCGAUAGGUCAAGAACUUACAAGGGGACUUGGUGCAGGUGGUAAUCCAGAUAUAGGGAUGAAUGCUGCCAACGAAAGCAAGCAGGCGAUUGAAGAAGCUGUCUAUGGCGCAGACAUGGUUUUUGUUACUGCUGGAAUGGGUGGAGGAACAGGGACCGGUGCGGCUCCUAUAAUUGCAGGAACUGCCAAAUCAAUGGGUAUCUUAACUGUUGGUAUUGUUACAACCCCCUUUUCUUUCGAGGGGCGAAGAAGAGCAGUUCAAGCCCAAGAAGGGAUUGCUGCUUUGAGAGAAAAUGUCGAUACUCUAAUUGUCAUUCCAAAUGACAAAUUGUUGACAGCUGUUUCUCCAUCGACCCCAGUAACUGAAGCUUUUAACCUGGCUGAUGAUAUUCUUCGGCAAGGAGUUCGUGGUAUUUCUGAUAUAAUUACGAUUCCUGGGCUAGUAAAUGUGGAUUUUGCUGACGUGCGUGCUAUUAUGGCAAAUGCUGGUUCCUCGUUAAUGGGAAUAGGAACCGCUACGGGAAAGACCAGAGCCAGAGAUGCAGCGUUGAACGCCAUUCAAUCUCCUUUACUGGACAUUGGUAUAGAGAGGGCUACUGGAAUUGUGUGGAAUAUAACUGGUGGUAGUGAUCUAACAUUAUUUGAGGUAAAUGCCGCAGCCGAGGUUAUAUAUGACCUUGUGGAUCCUAGUGCGAACCUUAUUUUUGGGGCGGUGAUAGACCCAUCAAUAAGUGGACAGGUCAGCAUAACCCUAAUCGCCACUGGUUUUAAGCGUCAAGAAGAAAGUGAUGGGAGACUUCUCCAGGGGAAUCAACUAACCCAGGGAGAUGCCUCACUUGGAAGUAACAGACGGCCUGCGUCCUUUUUGGAAGGUGGUUCAGUAGAGAUUCCCGAGUUCCUCAGAAAGAAGGGGCGAUCACGCUACCCAAGAGCUUAAGUUAGUCUUUGUUUUUUCCUGUAUGUAUUACUUUCUUUCCCUUUUCUUUCUCCAUCUAUCUUUCGACAUGAUAAAGCAUGUGUUAUAUGUACAGGAUCUUUGGUUAUGCAUCAAAUAUCGCGUUUUUUUCUCAUGGAAAGCAUAGUCCUUAUCAGUUUUCUUGAUAAAGUAGUUAGAUUCUGUUCUAAAGUUUCUCCAUUAGUAGUGCUUAUACAUAUUAGUUUGUCAAUGAUUGUAAUAAACUGGAGAUACUAUCAUAUUAGAGGCACAAGCAGUUUUCUAACUUUGUGAUCUGUAAAGCUGCUGUAACAUGGAUAUGCCGAGGGAACUUGUGCACAUACUUGUGAUUUAGGAUCAGUUUUGAUGCUCUAUACUUGGUUA